GCAAAGCUUUUUUAAUGUGUUAAUAUUUCAUUUACAGGCUUCUAGGGGCUGUUGUUGUGAUAGCAGCAAAUGCUGGUGGUGCAUGGACUCCAAUUGGUGAUGUUACCACUACUAUGCUGUGGAUACAUGGUCAAAUAUCUACAGUGCAGACAAUGAAGGACUUAUUUAUACCUUCUGCAGUUUCUUUGGCUGUCCCACUCGCUCUUAUGUCACUUGCUAGUGAAAUGAAUGGGAAGGGACAGGACUCAACCAAUGUUUUGGCAUCUGAACAGAUGGCACCUCGAGGACAGCUUGUUUUCUCCGUUGGAAUUGGAGCACUAGUUUUUGUCCCCGUGUUCAAGGCUGUAACAGGUUUGCCUCCUUACAUGGGUAUGCUGCUUGGACUCGGAAUUCUUUGGAUUCUAACAGAUGCUAUCCAUUAUGGUGAAUCCGAAAGACAACAGUUGAAAGUACCCCAAGCUUUAUCACGAAUUGACACCCAAGGAAUCCUAUUCUUCCUUGGGAUCCUUUUGUCUGUCGGCAGCUUGGAGGCAGCAGGGAUUCUUCGGGAACUGGCAAAUUACCUUGAUGCCCAUAUUCCAAACGUUGAACUGAUUGCAAGCACAAUAGGUGUCGUUUCAGCAAUCAUAGACAAUGUCCCAUUGGUCGCAGCGACAAUGGGAAUGUACGAUCUCACUUCCUUCCCCCAAGAUUCGGAGUUCUGGCAGUUGGUUGCAUAUUGUGCCGGUACUGGUGGGUCCAUGUUGGUAAUUGGCUCUGCAGCAGGAGUUGCGUUUAUGGGAAUGGAAAAGGUGGAUUUCUUUUGGUACUUGCGAAAGGUAAGCGGUUUUGCUUUUGCUGGUUAUGCCGCUGGUAUUGCUGCGUAUUUAGCAGUUCAUAAUCUCCAUCUCUCUCUCCCAACAUCUCUAGCUCAGGCCCCUUUCCUUUCGGGUUCAUAAAUCAAUAGUGAGGGCAGUGCAUUUGAUGUAAUACGGAUAUUCACAUUGGCUUGAUCAAGUGAUAUCUGAAUCAGUAGAAUGUUCAGGACACAAAGUAUCAUAUGUAUGCAGAAGUUCAUGUAAAGGAAGCAUGGAGAGAAUAAUUGAUAAAGGUUUUGAAUA
Molecule: messenger RNA, 1100 nt
Organism: Camellia sinensis
Lineage: Eukaryota; Viridiplantae; Streptophyta; Magnoliopsida; Ericales; Theaceae
Source: RefSeq, a predicted model, not a curated record